Bombus pascuorum is the source of this 1210-nucleotide messenger RNA. RefSeq names its product ciliary microtubule associated protein 1A-like. Lineage: Eukaryota; Metazoa; Arthropoda; Insecta; Hymenoptera; Apidae. Bases 457 to 1137 code for a protein of 226 amino acids. The transcript is spliced from 4 exons. The record is from RefSeq and is a predicted model, not a curated record.
AUAACUUUCUUUUUCGAAAUUAUUAUUCUAAACUUUAGUUCAGUUUUAUAUUUAUCAAGUGCAAUUCUAUUCGAAUUCUAUGAAAUCAUUGAUGCUUGCUUCUGUUUGUACCUAAUGUGGUGAUUUUGAAUGAUUUCAAAAGUUUUAAUCGCCUAUAGCUCUCCGAUUUCGCACUUGGUUUAUUGUAGGUAAGUAUACAUACAUCCCACAGUCGUACGACCGUGGUACAUAUUCUACUUUAUAUAUUUUACAUAUUUUUACAUUUUAUGUGCAUUCUGUGCACAUUUGCGCCUUGAAAUUUCUCAUAAAAGCAUAAAAAUUUGCAAUCUAAUCUUAACACACAUACACAACUCUUAAGCAACUGUUUAUAUUUAAAAUGAACAGACCAAAAUAACAUCACUCAAAAUUUUUAUCUAAUUUAAAUUUUUGUGGAAAUGUAAAUUAUCAAGUAUAAAAAUGCCACCAAAACCAGACACACAACCAGAUACACAAACACAAACUAAACCACAUAAAAAAAUAGGGAGUCUUACAUGCGGUUUUAGAAGUCCGGGUCCAAAAUAUCCACUAAAAACUCUCGUGGGUUAUCAAGAGCAUUGCCUUUCGAGGUACCGAAAUCCAGCAUAUACAUUUGGCAACAAAUAUCCUAGUUUACGAAUAUGUGAAGGACCAGGACCGAAAUAUUUAUUAGACAAGCCCAUACGCGGUGGUUUCUCAUUUGGAUUAGUUGGAAAGACUUUUGAUACUUCGUGUACGCCUGGCCCAAAAUAUCUAUUGCCAUCUCCAAAAGGUCCAUCGUUUACACUAAAAUCCAGAACUAAACAGAGAAAAUGUUCCUUUUCACCGGGUCCUUAUAAUGUAAAAUUUCCUAUACCAGGUCCAGCUUUUUUUAUAGGAGAACGUUUAGCUGCUUUAAGACGUGAUCCCACACCAGGUCCCAAACUUUACAAUGAUGCAUUGGUUGCCCAAAGAGCUCCAAUGUAUAGCGCAACUAUCAGAAGAGACGAAAAAAUAAUUUGUCGUUCUCCGGGUCCGAAAUACAAUCCAAAACCUCCUAAACCACAGCCCAUGUUUUCCUUUGGAAUCAAACACAGCGAGUGUUCUCCUCCUUAUAUCGUUGAAUGCGAUGAUCAAUGUUAAAAUUUUGGCAACUGUAAAUAAAAAGUGUAAACAUUUACGUAUAAAAUAUAAAAACAGAAUCUAUGAAUUUCUU